UGUAGCUGCGCACUACGCAAACCCCCGACUGACAUACCGGUUGACGGACUUUUGCCAAGCCCAACGGAUACUUGCACAACAUCUUCUCACCCUUAUCGUUUUCAUCCCAAGGGAAUCGAUCCAUCAUGUCGACGACAACCUCUGAAACGCUGAGUGCCACCGAACGAUACGAGUUGAUCACCCGAAACUUGGGCGAAGUCUUGGGGUCUCAAGAGUUGCUCAAGUUGUGCCAGGAGGAAGGGCGGGUCAUUACUUGUUAUUGGGGUACUGCAACUACGGGGAGACCACAUAUCGGUUACUUCGUCCCCUUGACCAAGAUCGCAGACUUUCUUCGAGCCGGCGUUCGGGUCAAAGUUUUACUAGCCGACGUUCAUGCGUUUUUGGAUAACCUCAAGGCGCCCUUAGAGCUGAUCAACCAACGAGUUUCGUACUACUCUCACAUCCUGCGGGCAGUCUUCACAUCGAUCGGGGUCCCGAUCGACCGACUAGAGUUUAUCACUGGCUCCUCUUACCAAUACUCGACCCCAUACAACAAAGAUUGUCUGAAACUAGCCUCUCUGGUCUCUGAACGGGAUGCACGGAAAGCGGGAAGCGAAGUAGUCAAAGAAUCCGACGCACCGCCGCUCUCGGGCCUCCUUUACCCACUCCUUCAGGCCCUAGAUGAAGAAUAUCUCAAGGUCGAUUUCCAAUUCGGUGGGAUCGAUCAACGCAAAAUCUUCACCUUCGCUGAGCUUUACCUUCCCAGGUUAGGCUAUGCCAAGCGGAUCCAUCUCAUGAAUACUAUGGUCCCUGGUUUGACUGGCACCAAGAUGUCGUCCUCCGACGCCAAAUCCAAGAUCGACUUCCUCGAUUCGCCCGAAGAAGUUAAGAAGAAAAUCAAGGAUGCGGUUUGCGUACCCGGUGAAGUCAACGGGAAUGGAAUCCUAGCUUUCUUAGAAUCUGUUCUACUUCCAAUUGCCGACUUGAAACGAGAUAUGAAUCAAGAUCAUAAAAGUCCAUUUGCCACACCUGAAGCACCUGAAGGAACGUUAUUCUCGGUGGUACGAAAACGAGAGAAAGAUGAAUUACAUUAUACGACGUACUCAGAAAUCCUUCAAGAUUACCAAACCGAAGAACCUGCGGGAUCCGGAAGCUUCAAACUAUUCCCGUCGGAUUUAAAGCUCUCAGUCGCCAAUGCUAUCAUCUUACUCUUAACGCCUAUCCGGGAAACUUACGAGAAAGACCCUGAAUUCCAAGAGGCUAAUCGAUUGGCUUAUCCUGAUGACUUCCAAAAUUCUUCCGCUGAUGGGAAAAAGAAAAAGGAGAAGAAAUACACUCCUAAACCUGAUUGGGUGCUUGAGAAAGAACGCCAAAAUAAGGAGAUUUCGAUGAAAGAAGUCGGCCAAGCCAUGGCUGAUGCUGCUGAUUCAAAUCAAACUCCUGCAACUUCCUGAAGCUCAUUAUUUGUUUUGUUGUGCUUCGUUUUUUUGCUCUUCCUAUCUAAUGAUAAAUCUUACAAAACAUCUCUGGAACUUUUCCCUUGCGCACACCUCCAUCAUCUUUAUAACUUUUUACUUGAUGCUGUUGAAUGAGUGAUAUGUAUGGUGAAACGGUGUCAACCAAUUUUGCUUUCUGUCCCAUCACAAGUGUACUUCCUAUUAUCACUGAAGCAAAGGCAUGUGAAGAGCCUAUUGAUCCUCAAAAUAUUGACAUGGUUCAGAUAAUAAAG
Puccinia graminis f. sp. tritici CRL 75-36-700-3 is the source of this 1708-nucleotide messenger RNA. Its product is annotated as tyrosyl-tRNA synthetase. Lineage: Eukaryota; Fungi; Basidiomycota; Pucciniomycetes; Pucciniales; Pucciniaceae. The coding region runs from base 126 to 1433 and encodes 435 amino acids. Gene Ontology annotation, molecular function: ATP binding; tyrosine-tRNA ligase activity. The transcript is spliced from 4 exons. Gene Ontology annotation, biological process: tyrosyl-tRNA aminoacylation. The record is from RefSeq and is a predicted model, not a curated record.